Messenger RNA from Galendromus occidentalis (western predatory mite), 4770 nucleotides. RefSeq lists its product as uncharacterized. The record is from RefSeq and is a predicted model, not a curated record. Lineage: Eukaryota; Metazoa; Arthropoda; Arachnida; Mesostigmata; Phytoseiidae. The transcript has 7 exons. Bases 1 to 4770 code for a protein of 1589 amino acids.
AUGGCCAUCGAAGAGAGAGACACAAGUCGGGAAACGGAUGGAGCCGUGGCUCUCGAGAAUGCUUCAGCCUCGAUCGGCACUUUCGAAUACGAUCCGAAGAGCGGGUUGACGUUCCAGCCGUGGUUCUCCGAGAACGAACACAGCUUACAGACUUUCUCUAUCAAGGCUUGCGCAAUUUUGUUACUAUGCAUAAGAGCCGUCGACGACAAAGCUUCGGUAACCGCUGAUGAGGUUCGGUUAGAGAGAUAUGAGACCGGUACAAGCGAUGCUGAAGUCAAGUACAGUGCGACGAAGGAGAAGCCAACUCCGACCGUUUUCGCCAUCUCGCUGAGAGAGCCAGCGAAGACUUCUCAAGCCACCGGUCUCCAGUCAUUCAAGGAGCGAGCCCCUUGCGCUACUUGGACGUCCCUCAGGUGCUUGGCGCUCACUGAGUUCGGAAGCCGAUGCACUUCAAUCGAUGGUGAUGAUAUCAUGCUCAUGGGCUAUUCCAUGACGAAAUUCACUCACAACGGAAAUACCAUCCAAGAUUCUCUACCCGUUCUCAUGGGGAGCGAAUUGAGCCUGUUCUGCGGUCGCUUGCCGAUACAGCUCGGCUUGGAGGUCUGGAAAGUCGAGAAUUCACAACCAGACACGUCUCGUCUCGAAGCAAUCUCUGACGGAUUCGGUUUCACGGCUUCGCUGGCGACCUGGUCUGGCCUCGAGAUGUUCUCAAAACCGCUCGAUUUGCCACCUGAGCCCUUCAGUGGCGAUCGCCUUCUGUAUCGCCAGUUCAUCACUCAUUUGAAAUGGUGGAUUGAGUCAAAGCGAAACACGCCGGCCAUAGUUCGAUUGAUGGCUCUCCGGAAGUAUCUGACAGGCGAAGCUAAACAGUUGAUCGAGACUCUGGAGCUGACUGAGGACAAUUAUGAGGUAGCGCUCGAUUUGUUGGAAACUAAUUACGCGCGAAUCGGAAGUGAGAGACUUCGGGUACUCAAGGAGCUACGAGCCCUGCCGCGAGUGCAAAAUGCCGAUGACGUCACUGGCGUUCGCCGGCUGCUCGCUCUCGUGCAGCUGGUGGCCGCUGUGGAUGCACCUCUGCGACUCUAUGCCCUCACCCUCAGGCCGGCUUUUGAGAACGCGCUUCCUCGGCGGCUGCGUAACGAUUUCAGACAGUGGAGACGUCUGCAGAUUGAGAUCGCUGCAAGGGCGCCGCCGCCGAUAACGCUCCCGACAACAGAGACAGCUGAUCAACUUGCAGCUGGUGUCGCCGGUCGAGCAGCCGGUACGGAUCCGAACAUUGUUGUGGAAGAUGACGAGUCCGAGUUGAACAAACUGAUCGAGUACGUUCGAGAUCUUGUUCGUGAGAAAGAAGAGGAGGGUUACGCUGAGGGGUCCGCGGACCCGUCACGUGUGACGAGAGGAGCGGCAGAUAUUCAGGAUGGUAGCUCCCCGGAAGAGAUUGAUCUCUUGUUAGCGAACGAUAUUCUUCACCUCGUUUACGCGGGGCAAUACAAAAAGUUCGGUAAAAUUGUGGCUUCUCCGACGAUAUUCGGUGGGGUCUAUUGGGGUCAGGACGGCGCCAACGCAAUCUCCAGCUCGAACUUCACGGCAUCGGGCGUCAUCAUAUGCUCGACAAUCGCGACCCGGAUGCGGGGAGCAAAACGACAGAGAUCCGACGAGGAGAUGGAAAAUCUUGAAUUCCUCUGGGAUUCUGAGUUCCUCGGCGUCGAACAUCCACGCGCAGAUGAUUCCAUGCAGUCCGCAGAAGAUCUGAUCGACCGCUUCAAGGAUUCCGUAGAAAGACUGCCGUCGGGGCAAUAUUCAGUAUCGCUCCCUCUAAAAGAUAACCUCCAUACGCUCGGGGAUAAUCAAAAAUUAGCAUUUUCUCGACUGAUCGCAUUCCUCAAAAAUGCAAGGAAAGAACCGGAAAUCUUGAGAGCGGUUGAUAAGGAAAUCAGGAGGUAUUUGGAUUCGAACUUCAUCGAAAUAGCAGAACCAAGGUCCACUAGUGAUUUAGCUCACUAUCUUCCGAUAUUAGCAGUUGCGAAGAAAUCGGCGGCAAACAGUUCGGAGCUCCGUGUAAGGGUCGUCAAGGAUUGUGGGUCUCGCUCGAAAGACGAGGCCUCUCUCAACGACGUGCUCGAAACCGGUCCAGAUUUGUUGCCGGAUAUCCUCCUCCCUCUGCUCCAAUUUCGGAGCUUCCCGAUUGUCAUCGUCACGGACAUCAAACAGGCGUUCAUGAACUUCCUGAUAGCGAAACAUCAUCGAACACUCCUGAGAUUCGGAGAUCUGCUGGGGCAGUUGAAAAAAUCGUUCUUCAUGGACGAUCUAUGUACGGGAGCGAGCUCGAUCGGGGAGGCGAAUAUCGUCGUGACCACUAUCAUUGACGUACUCCAUCGAGGCCAUUUUCCCCUUGAUAAAUGGGCAACCAACAGCCAGCACCUGGCGGAUUUCCUGGUAGACACCGUAGGACCAGACCGUGAGGUCUCGGCCUCGGAUGAAGCCUCGUUUCUUGGAACUCACUGUAAUCAACGGAGAGACCAUCUGUUCAUAGACGUCACGAAGAUAAUCGCGUUUUUUCAAUCGGAGCCUCUGACUAAACGACACCUUCUCAGGGGUCUGGCUCAGAUCUAUGAUCCCUUGGGUCAUAUCUGUCCGAUCGCAAUCAACUUCAAAAUUCUCAUGCAGAUCAUCUGGACCCGGAAGAUCGAUUGGGACACCGAGUUGCCCAACGAUCUGAAGGAAAGGUAUCAGGAAUCAGUGAGCAAUCUGAGUUUCGUUCCAUUUAUCCAGGUAGAUCGCAAUCUGCUGAGGCUUCCGAGAAAGCAGGCGACACGUGAACUCCAUGUAUUCGCGGACGCAUCCCUCCGAGCUUUCGGGACAGUGGCUUACAUUCGCGAAUUCUCCCGGUCCAAUCCAAAAGGCGAGGUUGCUGUCCGCUUCAUAAUGGCCAAGGCCAGUGUCACCCCUAUCAAGGGGAAGUGGACUAUACCAAGGCUUGAGCUGAUGGCCGCUCUCCUCGCCGCUCGCAUUUCGAACAAAAUUCGGAAGUAUCUGGAUACCGAAAUCGACUCCGUGUUCAUGUAUUCGGAUAGCAGCAGUGUCCUCGGCUGGAUUCGUGACACUCCGAGUCGGUGGACGCAAUUCGUUCCCAACAGAGUCCGGGAGAUUCAAUCGUUGACCACUCCAGACUCGUGGAGCUACACCAGGAGCGAAGAGAAUCCGAGCGACCUCCUCUCCCGCGCCUCUCCGCUCGAUUCAUACGAGUCCAGCUUAUUGUGGCUCCAGGGACCGUCGUGGCUGGCUUCUUCGGAAGGUCCGAGGCCCCACUCUCUCAACCCGAUCCCGACUCAGGAAGCUCUGAGGGAAUAUCGACGUCCGAGGCCGGCAGAUCACGUCAUAGAUGCCAUUGAGUUCCGGACCUCUGAGGAGGCUCUGAUUAAGCACAUCCGGAGAACACACUUCCCGGCUGAACUAGCUUCCAGAUGCCAGGAAAUCGCUCGCUCUAGCAAACUCUAUCAGUUAAAUCCCUUCGUCUCCGAGGACGGUUUCGUUCGAUGUAGAAGUGGACUCCAGAAGGCUACUCAGAUGUCCUACAGCGAGCAAUGUCCGAUUCUUCUUGUAGGAGAGGACUUCCUCGUGCAGCUCCUCCUGAGAAGCAUUCAUGAGUUCGCCUGCCUCCACUUUGGUGGCGUCGCAUCCGUUCUUAAGGAGAUGCGAAGGAAGUUCUUCGUGAUUAGAGCCAGGCGGGCAGCAAAGGCAGCCGUGGCUGGAUGUAAAGUCUGCGCUCGCUACAGAGCGGUCAGGGCCAGUGAACCCAUACCUCCUCUGCCCAGCUUUCGCCUCGAAGCUUCAGCGCCCUUUGAGUGCUGCGGAACGGAUCACGCCGGACCGGUGUACUUCAAUCUCGACACAGGCGAGGUGAGCAAGGGCUAUAUCCUCUUAUUUGUAUGCGCGACUAGCAGAGCCUGUAGGCUCGAGUUAGUUCCGAAUCUUUCCACCGACGAAUUCUUCUUAGCCAUGAGUAGAUUCAUUGCGAGAAAUCCCACGGUCCAGAGGAUCGUAUCGGAUAACUCCCAGACCUUCCGGAAGGCUUCUAAGAAGCUGCAGGCUAUUUUCGACAACGCACGAGUUCCGAAGGUUCGGAACUUCCUGGCUUCUAGAAGGAUCGAGUGGCAAUGCACCACCCCACUAAGUCCAUGGGAGGGAGGUUUCUUCGGAAGGGUCGUGCAGAUGGCAAAACGCCCGCUCCGUAAAAUCCUGGGAGUCCACACCAUCAGAUACAGAGAGCUAGAGGAAACUCUGUUUGAAAUCGAAAAAAUGAUAAACGAUCGUCCGCUCUCGGCUGUGGUUCUUGAUCUCGAUGAGCCACGGGCUCUCACGCCGUCCGACCUGCUCUACGGUUAUUCAUCGGGUCAGUUGCUUCCCGAAACGAAAAUCGUUUUCAGCAGAGCCGCAACGGCUUCGGCCGCAGUGUUCUCGGAACGCUGGCUCCGGCAACAAUCCAUCCUCCGCCAGGUUUGGAAAGAGUUCAAGACGGUCUAUCUCCAGUAUUUAUCCACCAUUCGUUCCAACGACCCUCAGUCGAGCAGACCGUUGAAGGUCGGUGACGUCUGCAUCCUCAAAACGUCGGAUCCAUCUCGCGGUUGGUGGCCGCUAUGUGUCGUGCUCGAACUUCUCGCCGGGAGGCACUCUGCCUGUCCGCAAUCAUGUCUUGUCAAAACCUCGGUCGGACAGACGCUCAAACGCCCAAUCGACCUGCUCUAUAGGUUGGAGGUAGCCGAUUUCUAG